UCGUCUGGCCAUCACUGUGUCGUGCACGGGUGCACGAACAAUCAACGGAAAAGGAACAUUUUAGGCGUGACUGUGUGUCCGCAGCACAGCACGCCGCGCGAGGGCUGCAAGUGUGACAUGUUCUCGCUGUAUCGCUUUCCGUCGUCGCCGGAAUUGCAGAAGAAAUGGGUGGCGUCGGUAAAUCGGAAAAACUUCCGUGUGUCGCCAUCGUCACGCCUGUGUUCGCGGCACUUCGUUGGCGGAAAAAAAACCGACGAGAACAACGUCCCCAUGCUGCAUCUGGGAUACCAACGAAAGGUUGUUGUGGGGCGGCGACGCUUGGUUAGGCAAGAAUAUCUUCCCAAAUCAAAGAAGAAGCGUGUGAAUGAUGACGCCCUCUCGGACUCGGCUGAGACAAGUGCGCAAGCAAGUGAAGGCACACCUCUCUCCGACACUGAGAAUGAUGAGAACGUGCCCAAUCUAUGCAAGCCUUCUUUGAACAGUGACCCGAAAGCAGCCUUCGAUUUAGGAGGAUUCCAGUCGUGCACGGCAUUCGCGGAUAUGUGGCUCUAG
This is a messenger RNA of Rhipicephalus sanguineus (brown dog tick), 552 nucleotides long. Its product is annotated as THAP domain-containing protein 11-like. The record is from RefSeq and is a predicted model, not a curated record. Bases 118 to 552 code for a protein of 144 amino acids. NCBI's taxonomy places the organism in Eukaryota, Metazoa, Arthropoda, Arachnida, Ixodida, Ixodidae. The transcript has 5 exons.